This is a messenger RNA of Benincasa hispida (wax gourd), 1491 nucleotides long. RefSeq names its product PSF2 (gene PSF2). Gene Ontology annotation, biological process: double-strand break repair via break-induced replication; DNA replication. The record is from RefSeq and is a predicted model, not a curated record. Gene Ontology annotation, cellular component: GINS complex; nucleus. NCBI's taxonomy places the organism in Eukaryota, Viridiplantae, Streptophyta, Magnoliopsida, Cucurbitales, Cucurbitaceae.
UGUUAGAGUAAAAAGGAGAAAAAAAAAAAUAAAAAUAAACAAAAAUCUCUCCCUCACGCGCAAGCACGCUUGAGUUUUUUUCUUCACGCGUCUGCCCUAACACCGCCGCCCACGUCUGCCAGAUCUGAAGCCGCCAGCUUUCGUCUCGCCAUCGAAUCAGCCGCCGCAGCCGUUCACGUAAGCUCUAGACGACGUCGCGCCGCCACGCCUGAAGGUUUCGUCGCCGGCCGGUCGUGUCGCACGCCACAGGUCUGCCGAGCCGGGCGCCGAUCUCCCUUCUCCGUUCGCCGCGUCGUUGCCGAGCCAGUCGCCUUCUGUCAGUUUCGUCCGCGCCACUCUUCUCCAACAAGCGGACGCCGCCGGAUCUCUUCAGCCCAGACCACUCACCGCCCUCGGACGUCUUCGGCUCCUUCUCGUCAGAUUUUGUUUUGAUUUCGCCGGAAUCCUUGAUUUUGGGUUCACACUGUCUCGCAUUUGGCGUCCCACUCAGCCAUCGUCGACUACUCAGCCAUUGUCGCCAUCAAUUCCUUAAACUAUAGUUGAAGCUUUUGUUGGAAAUGGCUGGUCAAUCAGAUCCUCACCUGAACCUAUUUUCUGCCGAAGAGGUUGAGUUUGUAGCUGAAGAUGAAAUGGUGGAGAUUGUUCCUAAUAUGAGAAUGGAUUCUCUGCAUUUGAUCUGUGGGGAUUAUGGUCCAUUCUAUCCCCAAAUAGCAACUGAAGUUCCAUUGUGGCUAGCGAUUGCUCUGAAAAAAAGAGGGAAAUGUGCAAUUAGGCCUCCAGAGUGGAUGUCAGUGGAAAAGUUGACACAAAUUUUGGAGGCAGAACGAGAGUCUCAAGGAUCUUUCCAGAUACUACCCUUCCAUUACGUGGAAAUAUCAAAGCUUCUUUUUGACCAUGCACGAGAUGACGUUCCUGACAUGUAUUUGGUGAGGUCUCUUAUUGAAGAUAUCAGGGAUGUUAGGUUUCACAAAGUUGAAACCAGUUUGGAGUCAAUUGAUACACGCACAUCUGCAGUGAAGAUUAAAGAUCUAUCUGCCAUGGAAGUGAAUAUAGUUCGACCAUUCGUUGUUAGAGCACUGCAAGCAAUUUACAAGCAUGGAAAUCCAGAGUUGGUUCCAGAUCAAGAUAGGAUGACCAAUGUGCAGCCACAAGGACACGAUCACGGACAAAGACGACCUCUUCGAAGACGGUAGAGUUUGCGUCGAUCUCGGUAGGUACGUUCUGAUUUUGCUCAGCAGUGCUAAAUGAAAGCCAGGAUGGAUUCUUCUUCAAAAUCAUUUAAAGGGUUUGCUUUUUUAUUUUCUUAUUCCAGCUAAGCUCUCUUGUAGGUCGUUCAUUUAUUACUAGAAAGUGCAGACAUAUCAUGCUCGUGGUAGAUUUGUUAGCAUAAUAGGCUAACUGUGGAUGUACAUGGAACCAUGCAAUGAUAUUUAUUUACGAUAGAUGAAAGGUCAAAGAUUCUUGUUUAAUCCUCUAAUUAUUUCUCUAUCA